GGCGGGGGCGGGGUCUGGCCGCCUGGGCGGUGAGCGGGCAGCGCUGCCUCCGCCUGUGUGACUGGGCGGCGCCGGCUAGGCCUCCGUCUGGAGAGGAUUCAAGAUGACCAACGAAGAACCUCUUCCCAAAAUGGUUCGACUGAGUGAAACAGACUUCAAAGUUAUGGCACGAGAUGAGUUAAUUCUAAGAUGGAAACAAUAUGAAGCAUAUGUCCAAGCUUUGGAGGGCAAAUACACUGAUCUUAAUUCUAAUGAUGUAACUGGGUUAGGAGAGUCUGAAGAAAAACUAAAGCAGCAACAAGAGUCUGCCCGCAGGGAAGACAUCCUUGUAAUGCGACUAGCUACCAAGGAACAAGAGAUGCAGGAGUGUACUACUCAAAUCCAGUACCUCAAGCAAGUCCAGCAGCCUAGUGUUGCCCAACUGAGAUCAACGAUGGUAGACCCAGCGAUCAACUUGUUUUUCCUAAAAAUGAAAGGUGAACUGGAACAGACUAAAGACAAACUGGAACAAGCCCAAAAUGAACUGAGUGCCUGGAAGUUUACCCCUGAUAGGUAAACAAAUCAUACUCCCCAGUCAAGACUUCCCUGACAGUCCCACUGCGAGAAUGCUGUGGUGGGACAGCCAAGUACUCGUUUCCACACCAAGACUCAGACUUUUUGAGCCAAAAAAAAGCCAUUCUUAUACUAUCCAGCUUGUAAUGGUUAAUGUAAAACUUACCAGAUGAACCUUGUGCUUCAGCU
Suricata suricatta (meerkat) is the source of this 741-nucleotide messenger RNA. Its product is annotated as pre-mRNA-splicing regulator WTAP. The transcript has a single exon. Gene Ontology annotation, biological process: regulation of alternative mRNA splicing, via spliceosome. Gene Ontology annotation, cellular component: nucleus. The record is from RefSeq and is a predicted model, not a curated record. Bases 104 to 556 code for a protein of 150 amino acids. NCBI's taxonomy places the organism in Eukaryota, Metazoa, Chordata, Mammalia, Carnivora, Herpestidae.